AUGAGCUGUUCCUACGCCCCUUGGUAUCUCACAACAAUCCUAUCACAACCAUCCCCCACAAUCGUAACUUCAAGCUCACAUCUACAACCUCGCAUCGAUCUGGCUGGUAUAGCUCCUACCAUGUCCAACACCCCAGAUCUUCCAACAACCAGCAAUGCGUCCGAAUCCAUACCCGAUGACGUAUGGUCCGCGGACGCCAAUAUGUCUCAUCCCAGCAUCUCAGUUUACAAGCUGGAAAUGGGCCGGGAGUCUUCGCCACCUUCAGAAGAAGAACAAGAUCCAGAGCCGGAACCACCAACAGCCCUCGCACCCGCAAACCCCUCUCCCACGUCCUCAUCAACAUCCCCCAUCCAACCCACACCCUCUCCUCAAGCCCUAUCCAUCCUAUCUUCCCUCCCACUCACCGCCGCCAAUAACCCAACCCUCACCUGGCUCUUCAACAACCUGCCGCCAAACACGCAGAUCUACUACCAGCAAACGACUCCCACAACGAGCACGCUGGUCAUAACGCUCCAGACCUCCACUGGCGAAUUCCUCCAAGAAGCGACGUUCUCCGUCGCGGAUGACGGCGACAUCCAUAUCGACGGACCGGGUUUUGGGCCGGGUCGCGACCCAUGCUCUCAACACCGCAACGCUAUCGCCUUCGUGGAUUCCCUUGAAGUCGCGCACGUGUCCGCAUUGCUGGAUGCCGUUUGGCGUUGCGGAUGA
Messenger RNA from Trematosphaeria pertusa, 708 nucleotides. RefSeq lists its product as uncharacterized. Lineage: Eukaryota; Fungi; Ascomycota; Dothideomycetes; Pleosporales; Trematosphaeriaceae. The transcript has a single exon. Bases 1 to 708 code for a protein of 235 amino acids. The record is from RefSeq and is a predicted model, not a curated record.